CCCAGCUCGGGUCGGCCGAGCGCAAAUGCGCUCUCUACGUGCUGACAGCCGCGUCUCGUACGAGCUGACCGAGCGUCUCGUUCGCGUCACGAGCGCGUCACCGUGAAACCGUCGGGGACCGUUGGCAGCGGGAGAUGUGCCCGUCGUGAGGCCGCCCCCGGUAACGGAAGGACCGUCUAUCCACACGCUCUCUCUCUCUCUCUCUCUUUCUCUCUAUCUCCUUCUCUCAUCCUUCGUUUUGUUAUUGUGUGCGUGCGUGCCUGUGCGUGAGAACCUCUCUGUUCCACGCUGCUUCCGUCCCCGUCUCUCUGUCUCCCUCUGUCGUAAGCCGACCAGACCGUGGGGGGUUAAAAGUGGCGCGAGGAGACCCAGACCGGAGACUGGCGGCGUUCGGGGCGCUGGUGGAGCUGGUGCACGAGAUCAGGAUGAAAUCGAGGAGCGAUAUAGCUGUAUCGAUCUUCCAUCAAGAUCCUCAAAGUUACGACCUCGUUAUCGAAGGUACGUCCGCAUAAGAUCUUGGGAAAGUUUGUCGUUGGCGGCGGAGGAUUGACAGCCUCCGGCAGGACAGGUACCGAGGAAGGCAAUAAGUCCAGGAGGCGAAGGCGGAUCAGGUGCAAGCUACCAAGGAGGGCCUAGCACCUGGCUGUUAGAAGGUCUUGAAAGGGGGGGGUGACGGGCAACAGCACCUAAGGGCGGGUGGGGGGGAUGCAGCUCGAAAGGGUGGCGGCAUGGAGGAGCCCUCGCUGGAGGCUCUCAUGCAGGCGGGCCUCAUCUUCGUGGUCGGUGUCGCCAUCAUCCUCUCGAAUCUCCUCAUCAUCGCCACCUACCUUAAUUUCCGUGGUCCCUCCGAGGUGAUAAACUAUUACUUGCUGUCUCUCGCAUCGGCGGACCUUCUUUGCGGUCUGCUGGUGGUUCCGCUCUCGGUGUAUCCGGCGCUGGUACGAAGAUGGGUCUAUGGGGACAUCGUGUGUCGUCUCAUUGGUUAUUUGGAGGUUACUCUCUGGGCGGUAUCCGUCUACACCUUCAUGUGGAUCUCAGUGGAUCGUUACUUGGCCAUCAGAAAACCAUUGCGAUACGAGACCGUGCAAACGAAGACCCGUUGCCAAUGCUGGAUGGUCUUCACGUGGAUCAGCGUGGCGAUGAUGUGUUGCCCGCCUCUGCUCGGUUUCCAAAAGCCCAUUUUCGACCGGGAGGCGUUCAUCUGUAUGCUGGACUGGGGAAACAUGGCCGCGUACACCAUCACCCUGUCGAUCCUCGUUCUAGGCCCGUCGGUCAUCACCAUCGUCUACACUUACUGCUACAUCUUCACGAUGAUGAGACGGCUGAGGUCCGGCGUGCUGAUCCACGACAAGGAGUACGCCACUGCGCUCUCGGAAAACUUGAGCAAUCCGAGUCACAUCAUGUCUUUUGUCCUGGUGAUGACUUUCUGGGUCUCCUGGGCACCGUACGCGGGUCUCCAGAUAUACGCUGUCGUUAACGGACCGCCUCAGGUACCGUUUCUGCACUUUGCGGUGGUGUGGCUGGGGGUGACGAACAGUUUCUGGAAAGCGGUGGUCCUCGGAACCCUGAGCCCCCAGUUUCGGUUGGCGGCUCGCGUCCUCUGUCUGACGUUGUGCUGCCGGCACAGACGACUUCCGCCGGAGCUGCUCGGCCUCGACGACGACGAUUAAAAGCCAAACGCCUACGUGAACAAGAGGGAGACGCUUUUCUUUGCGCGCGAGCGUUCUACACGCGCCUCAUUCCUAGAGCAUCGCUUUCUAUCGCGGUUCGAGGUCGUUCUUGCAUCCGCCGCCGUUCACUCGGAGUCUUCUUCGAGGGCUGAGACUGAGAUUCUUUGUUCCGAAAAACCGCCACGAUCGUUCGACGGCCAUUGAAAGAACGUCGUCGCGUUCAGAACGGGAGGUAAUAUUUUCGAAGCGAAUAACGAUCCAAACGGUUGCUCAUCGCGGGAACUAUCCGGCUCGGAAGAGUUCUUCAAUUCGCGGCUUACGGCAUCAGCAUACUUUAGACGCUUCGAACGUUCCCCGCCAUUUACGCGCCGAGUUGUCUAGUUUCGGAUAAGACAUUUUUCGAGCCUCGAGGUACGCGCGUUCCUAGUCGAUCGAGUACAAUAAAACGCAUCUCCCUAUCAACGAGAUUAUCGAACACGCUACUGAUAAUAAAACCGAGACUUGAAAGACUAAAUUUUAACGUUCGUUCUUGAAUUCUAUUUAGACGAGUUCGUACACCGAUUUUAUCGAGCCUCGUCGCGCGAAACAACCGAAACGGAGGAGAACACGAAACUAAAAAAAAAACAAAAAAAAAAGAAUGGUACACGGAUGAGUCUUGCCCGGUGAUAAAGGCACGUUGCUCGCUUCUUUAAGUAUUCGAAAUCACGUAAACGUAUAUAUGUAAGAGCAUUCCCUUUUCUAUACGAUUUCAAGUUAAAUAUAGUCGAUUAUAUAUACACACGCGCGCGCGCAUACACACGUCUACAGUCUAUUAUUAAAGAGUAUUACUAACGGAAGGAAAAAAAUAAACGAGAAGGAACGCCGAUUGAUCGGCUUAGCGAACGGACGAAAGAAAGAAUCGAAGCUCAGCCUGGGCGCGUCGCGCGUUACGAGUCUCUGGCGCGAAUAAACCGUCGACGGAGCUGUCGAAGAACGACUUCGGGUACGCUGACGCGCUUCGGCGUCGUCUACGAUCUUGCUUUUCGCGCGACAACGCCUUCUCUUCUUCUUUCCAUUUUUUUUUUUUUUUUUUUGCUUUUGUCUCUUCCUCGUCGAACCGACGGGGACGCACGCGAUCUCUCUCGCGCGAGCGUUCGCGAAACUAACCGUUGCCUAUCUACGUCGUAAGAUCACGCUCAAUAAGUGUCGUAACGAGUCGCGAGUACGGGGGACGAGCAGUUUACUCCGAUCGCUGGUCGCUCGAUUGGAACGGGUGCGGGUGGGGUUUCGUUACGGCGAGCCGAGUCGAUCGUGUGAAAACGGUGAAGCUGAUGACACAACCGAAAAACAACGGGAAAAUAAAACAAGCAAAAAUAAAAAAAAAUAAUAAGAUAAAAAAAAAAAAUGAGAACACUAGGUCAAUUAACGGAGAUGCCUCUACGAAUGCGACGCCGCGUCGAUCCGCGCGCCCGUAGAACGCCGAUGAAAAUUCGUCGAUGAGGAUCCGAUCGCGGGGUCUCACGCUUUUUUUAACGCGCUUCCUCCUCCACUCGACGACGCGAUCGGUCCCCGUUCCUCUUUCUCUCUCUAUUUCUCUCUCUCUCUUUUCUAUCGCCGAACGUUUAAAGAAAACGCGUGAAAGCGGAAGUUGCAACGGCGUAUCGACCCUCUAUAACCACCACUACGAGGUCACGCAACCACCUAUUCGUUAACCCUUGGACGACCACGCGAUUUUAUUCACAAUACGAACUAUCUGUGAAUCGUUUCUCGUUCAUUAGUUGGAUCAUCGUUCGAGAAAAUAAUAGUACAAACACUUCGGAGUAAGAAUAGUUAUUAGAACUUAGCGAUUCGUGGCAAUGAAUAAUUCGUAAUUUAGCUUUGUGUUUUUAAUUUGCUAAAGCAAGUGAAUUCUUGAUAUAGGAUUAUCAAUGAAUCAACGAUCGUCCGUGGGUUAAGUACGAGUUCGUGCUCUCGCAGCUCUGCACCAUAAAGUAAUAGCUACCAAAGAACCUGUUUAUAAAAAUUAUUAGUUAGAAUAACUCGCGUCAUAUUGGAUGAUUGUAAUCUACGUCUGACUGUGCUUAUUCGAUGCGUAUGUAACUAGAUGAUGUUAUCUUCUUCGCCCUUUAAACAGAAAAAGAAAUUGUUAUACGGAAAUGUUACGCGCAAGAAGAUGCAGCUUUUCGUGCGUUAUACGAUUUUUGUCGCGCUUUUAUUAGUAUUUUUGUAUAAUAUAGCUAACGUGACUUUCGUGUCGCAUUGAUUAAAUAUCGAGCACCGCGAGACCACUGAAAGAUGUACGAGACGACAAAAGAAGACUGUGUAGAAAAGAGUGCCGAGAACAUUCCUAAAAUAAAAUCUUUACGAAAGUGAAUUCAAAGGUUUAAUAGAAAUUUAUUUACUAAUUCGACUGCUGCUUGAAAUUUAUAUACAGCCGACGAUUCAACCUACGAUACAUGUAUAUUCAAAUUAUACGUUUAGAACAAUUGCUGUCCCCUCUGUGUAAGUUUGAAUUUUUUCUUUCGCUAACGUACCAAAGAUACAAAUUGUUCUAUUUAACUCCUAAACACACAGUUUUCAUACGAGUGAAAAAUUAAAAUUUACAAUGUCUUAAGAAUUUGAGAAUAUACGAGUACGCGUACGUACGUGCCAGCGUUGUACUCCAUUGUGACUCGAGAGUCGCAAACCCUUCUUACAACGAAAUAUUUACGAAGUGAAAUUCAUCUUUAUAUUCCCCGAUCGAUGGAUAGAAAUGUUUUGGGUUAUAGAGGGUUGAUACACGAAUACGCGUGUCGUAACUACCGCUCGUUGUUUCGCGUGUAUUUAAGAUCGAGCGCGUUUCAAGGCACGUUAAAUCAGAAGUAUUUUUUAAUGUACAAUUUUUCCCUGGAUUUUGUAUAUUUCACGUCAUGAUUUGUCUCUCGAAGAUCAGCUGGAUACGAAAAACUUCGGUGUAUGUAAUAUCGAAAAGAGAAAAUUUUACGUUUGGUGUAGGAAAUGCUUAUCGAAACGAGCCGGAUCGUAAAUACGCGCGAAGCAAGAGGCGCUGUCGCUUGGACACGUUCCUCGCGAUGAUUUUCACGGCUGCACGUGACACGUGUUCACGUGUACGUUAAUACACGUACGCGAUCAUAGCCUCUGAUCGUUACCCUCGGUCGAGAUCGAUUUCGAAGUACGAGCGGGAGCGUCGCUUCUGAGAAUGAUUUAUUGAUCGAGCAGCGAAAUGUGGGUCAAACGUAAAAUUUAAUGAGCACAGGUGUUUCGAUUGAACGGGAUUGCAUUUCGCUUUGAGCGUCGAUGAAACAUUAACGAUGGUUUUUCAUGGUAUUCGGUCCCAUUGUCGUUCGCGAAAACCGAUCCGCGGCACCGCGAAACCGCACAAAAGGGCCAGGCUACGUGGAAAGAAGUUUCUCGUUACGGGGCAGCCCGCUAAAGAAUUCUGUUAAAGGUCAACUAGCGGCGGUGUCGUUCCGUGAAUUCCACUCGACCGCGGGUUCCUUCAUACUGAAAAUCUAAUUUAAAACUCGCCCCGGUUUCUCACUCGAACGGGAAUCAAGGAACGGAACGCGAUACAAGGAGGCGAAAACUUCGCGAAAACGAUUUUCCAUGGGCGGAGAGAAAGCGGUGCUAUAAAUAAAACCGCGCAGUUCAUUUAUACCCCGGCAUUCUAUAGCGAAUUAAGCGUUCCUGGAGCGCAGUUGAGAGCGCCGUGGAACUACGACUCUCGUACAAGGCGUUUCAUAAAACGUGGCCGUAUCUUCGAUAAAUUAAUAAAUUCAUGUUUCGUGCGUUAAUUCUUUUUUAAUCCAAACGAUCUAGCCUAGUUCGAAGGUAUAACAGAAACGAUUGUUUUCUUAAAGGUUUGCGUCUUAAAAUCAUUACUUAUACGAAGACGUCGACUCUGCUCAAAUUUUUACUGGACGUAAGUCAAAGUCUGUUGGAUCAGUUAAUUUUGGACAAAUUAAUUUAUUGAAGAUCGUAGUCCUAGUGUUAAUAUCCUGGUAAGCUGUCUCAGUUUGUGAAACACCCUGUAUGACGUGUCUCGAGUCGCCCUAUUUUAAUAGUGGCACUUACACACCUCGUACAACGUUUACAUAGCGCUAAUAUUUGUACUACUCGGUGCAAACACGUACAAUAUUACGCGAAUGCAUCGAGGAAGAUUAUAAAAAUCAAGUUAAAGAAACGUCUCAAUUAUUACUCAACGAUAUACAAAAAAAAAAUACUUCUAUACAAAUAACAGUUUUUGCCAUGAAAUUUACAGGCGAUAUUCGGGGACAGACGUUCCGGUGAACAUGGGUGUGGAAAUUUUUUAUUUUUUAAAUACAGUGACACGUUGGGCCCCUCGAGCAUUUCGAUUUGAUUCGAGUUACUUUGCCAGCGUGUCUAUAUCGAUAAUAAAUUCACGACAAAUCACGGGGAUUUCGUCGAUUUGCACGCGAGUCCGUCUCGAAAAUUUGGAAUCUUCUCAGAAGCAGAUGCAUCGACGACCAAAUUUGAAAACUUCCGAGGGAUCCUGUCCUCGAUUUACACGACGCGUGUUUCAACAGUGAGAAAAUGUAUUCCCUCGCGAUCUUUUGCUUUCGUCGGCGUUCUUGACUUACGAGGUUACGGGGAGAACAUUCGCCAUUAACAUCAAAACAUUCCCCUGCCGGGUUCUUACUCUCGGACUUGGUAUCGGUGGUCUGAAUUUUACGACCAGCGGGAUUUUCUCACGUAUUUAAGACAUGGUGAUGUCUACAGAAAGGGAGCUCGUUCGAAUCGACGCAUCGCACAAGCGAACCGUGACUUUUGUGUAUCGCGGAAUUAUUGGAAACGAAAAUAUCGGAGAAUAGAAACGAACCUGUUCGUUUGCAAAUGAAAGCGAAAGAGACGUAAAAUAAGAGAAUCUCGUACGUCAAAAACCCACAGAAAAGCUGACGCUUUGACUCUCGACGCGUCGUAAAUAACAAACAUUUAUGGUAGAUCCAUUAAUUUUUCUUGUGGUUGUACUUAUAUGGUGGAUAUAUUUAAUGUUAAUUGCUUUUCAUCCACUUCGAUCAAAUACAUUUUUUUCUAUCGUAUAAUUACGUAAAUCUUUAUGAUUAAUCUUAAGUAAAAUAUUUUCGUUGUCGUUGCUCUCCGAGUGAUAAUUGUCUGUGACACUUAGGUAUCUAAGAACUUGACAGUCGAGUAUGUUCUCGUAAUCACAUCCAUAAUACUGCAAUAAACGAUUAUGCAGGGUAAGAUACUAUGACUGAACAUCUUAAAUAACUCCUUUGUUCUUGACAGUACGGGAAAGAAAUUCGUCGGACGAAAUUCGAAUGCCACGGAACGACAAAUAAAAGAAAACGUUACAGAUGAAAGAGAAAAACGAUCUUGAUACCGUUCGGGACGCGAGAAAACGUAUUUUAACGUCAAAAGUAAAAGACUUAUUUAAGAUAAUUGUAAUAAUUUAAUUAAUUUCGAUGAUAUUUUAGCUGAUAAUCUGUUCUUUCUACUACUGUUUUUUUCUCGUUUGAUCGCUUAACGUUCACGACAGUUAACAAUAUUUUACCUAGCUUAUUUAUGGUUCUGUAUCGGUUAUACUUUCAAAUGUCCGGCUUAGCUCGUGACAGUUAAAAAAUGCAACUCGCGUGCGUUCGAGUACGCGCGAGUCAGAGCGUUAAGCGGUUAAUAAAUCGGAUUAUAGCGCGAUAAUUUAAUAUCGUAAGCACAGCUACUAUAACGAAACAAACAGCUCGACUAACCGCUUACUGUAAACCGCUGUACGGUAAAAUUGGCAACUUAUCGUUCGAAAAAAUAGACAAGGAUAGAGAGAAAGAGAGAGCGAGAGAUAGAGGGAGAGAGAAGCAUGUAAAAAAAUUGCUACCGGCUACACUCGAAAGUGAUGCUGGCGCGAGCAUACAGGCGAAAUCCUGAGAUUUCUGGAUGGUGAACGUUAACCCUUUAAAAAGAAAUCCAUACGCAAAUCGGUGUCUAGAAAGUCUCAGCUUCUACUCUAUUUUUUACUCUAGACUUCGUGUUUUACUAAUCUGUAAGGCUCUUCUAAUAAAUAAAUCGUAAGAGGGCGCUCCGGUUCGGGGUUACAAAUACCAUUAGAUGCGCGACGGUAAUUUAUCGUGUCGUUUUGAUAUAACAGGAUAAUUAAAGGGUUAAGGUGCCCGGAGGUGCUCUGAAAACGCAGAUACUAAGACGCGAAACGUCGAACGUUCCCUCGAUGCUCGUUUCCAGACACGCUCGUACGACACGAUCGGGAGAAAGAGAGUUAGGGAUGACGGGGGAACGUGUCGACGGUGUUCGCCGGUGUUACGAUGUCUUAACUAUAGAACUGAAUCAAAGAAAACUUUCGACUAUGUUAUAAUUGAAACGUUAGCUAUGUAAAUAGCACCCCGGCUAAAA
Molecule: messenger RNA, 8027 nt
Organism: Colletes gigas
Lineage: Eukaryota; Metazoa; Arthropoda; Insecta; Hymenoptera; Colletidae
Gene: DopEcR
Product: G-protein coupled receptor 52
Exons: 5
Coding region: 729-1670 (313 amino acids)
Biological process (GO): G protein-coupled receptor signaling pathway
Cellular component (GO): membrane
Molecular function (GO): G protein-coupled receptor activity; peptide binding
Source: RefSeq, a predicted model, not a curated record